Molecule: messenger RNA, 6321 nt
Organism: Aphanomyces invadans
Lineage: Eukaryota; Oomycota; Saprolegniomycetes; Saprolegniales; Verrucalvaceae
Exons: 10
Coding region: 28-6051 (2007 amino acids)
Molecular function (GO): metal ion binding; protein binding; ubiquitin-protein transferase activity
Source: RefSeq, a predicted model, not a curated record
GCCAUCACAAUUCCAUUUCUCGGGGUCAUGAUGGAGACCCUCGAGUCGCAGCACCACGAGCAUCCGCUCGUGCCGUCGUCGAUUGCGACGCUGUGCCAAGAAAAUCGGUGCUAUGUUGGCGGGGCCGGCUGCAACGUGUGCGCUGCUUCGUGUGCUGGUGCCUGGCACUGCGCAGCAUGCGGGUUCGACCUAUGUGGCGACUGCUCUGGCACCGAUUUACCUCCGAAAAAGAUCGACCACUCGCAGCACCCGCACACGCUGACAUUCCUCAGCAUUCCCGAGCUCAACCAACUCCAUGCCAACUACCAGAUCGUGCAGUGCGACCUCUGCAGAAUGCCAGGAUAUUGCUCCUACCACUGCGAGUCCUGUUGCUUUGACCUGUGUGUUUUGUGCGCCCUGCAAAAACUUGCUCCUGUAUUUGGGGCACUUCCAAGCGCUGCUGCUUUGAACAGCGUUCACCCUGCGGCGACGAGUGCCGUCGACUGGAGUCAGUACGACGACGAUAACCCGAAUGCCAACCAAACCGACGACAGCGAAGGGCUGGAAAACAUUUCGUGCGGCAAGGUCGCGUCGGGCAGCUCCAUGGAAAACGAAGACAGCCAUGCAAAGUUUGCUGUUGACGGCGAUGACGAGACGAGGUUUGCGUCGGCCGACAGCGAUCCCCAGUGGCUCGAAGUCGACUUGGGGGCGCUGCACAAGAUCUCCCAUGUGUGCAUCCAGUGGGAGGCGGCGUAUGCGGCGACGUACGACAUUCAAGUGUCCAAAGACCGCCUCGCGUGGACGACGGUGGCGUCGGUUGCCGACAAUCGCGGCGACGGAUGGGUCAAGACCAAGUUGCCCGACUCGGAAGACGCCCAUGCGACGUUCAUUCGAAUGUAUGGCCAUGCGCGCGGGACGACCUACGGCUAUUCCAUCUACCACUUCAACGUGUAUGGGACGAAAUUGACGCCGUCAUUGGAGCGCGUGGUCGUUACGCCUGCCAACGUGGCGCUCGGUGCCAGAGUUGUUCGCGGUCUGCACUGGCCUGUGACGUCGUCGUUCGAUGGCGUGUAUGGGUACCCCGGCACCGUCGUUGCGUACAAGUGCCCAGAUGCACCGCCAGUGCAUGCGGAGAACCAUCGCCCGUAUCAUGGCCCAGACAAGUGCUGCAUUGUGAAAUGGGACUUGAUCACGACGCCAGCCGUCCAUCGCAUUGGCGCUGCCGGCCAGUACGAGCUGUACUUUCACCCGGAACACGCGCCAGCGGAUGCCACAACGGACGUGCCAGACGACGCCAUCCACGAGCUCCACGGACUGGAAUGCUUGGUCAAAUCCCCCGCGCAAACGGAUGGCGUCGACGAACUGCGUACGCUCGAAUCGACUCUGUGGCCCACAUCACGCGACACUCGACACGAAUGGAAGGAAAAGCUCGCUGUGCGACCUCCACAAACGAGCAAGGACCUAGACGAGGCCCUCGUCGGUCGAGUCCUUCAAGGCAAACUCGUCGCCAGCGAUAUCGUUCAGAAACCCAAAGCCAUCAGUGUGUUUGUCUCAUCCACGUUCACGGACACCGCGUCGGAGCGCAACUUGCUCAUUGCCGAUGUGUAUCCGUAUUUGAAGCGAUACGCCGCGCUCUUGGGGCUCGAAUUCUCGGCGUCGGAAAUGCGGUGGGGGAUCCGCGACGAAGCCAGCAACUCGCACCAGACGUCGGCGAUUUGCAUGGCCGAACUCGCUCGGUGCCAAACAUCGUCCCUUGGCCUCAACUACGUCCUCAUCCUUGGCAACAAGUACGGCUAUCGACCGUUCCCAAAUCAAAUCCCGCUCGACGAGUUUGAAGCGCUGGUCGCGACGAUGGCUACCUCGGACGCCGAUGUGGUCCGCCACUGGUUCCGCAUCAACACGAAUGUUAUCCCUCCCGCGAUGGAGCUGCAGCCGUCGACGCUCGCCGCCCCUGGGACAUGGUGGCCCAUCUUUGAACAAAUGCAGCGCGCCUUUCGCAACGUUCGCCACGUUGUGUCCGAUCCGCAUCGACAAGACCUCUACAACGUGUCGGUGACAGAGUGCGAAGUCAUGCAUGGCCUCUUGACUGCCGCGGAUGCAAAGACAGCCGCCUUUGUGUACCACCGGAUCAUUCCUGAUAUCGACUCGAGUCAUGGCAAAGCUGGGAUGUAUGUCGACAUGGCCGGGCGAGGUCAAAUCGACGACGAAGCACAGGCGUUGCUAGCAACGCUUCGAGACACAAAGGUCAAGCCCAAGCAACACGGCGCGAAAGAAUACACCGUCCCGUGGGGUCCCGAGAUCCUCCCGGAGACCCAUGCGACGUACUUGACAGACUUUUGCGAUCACUUUUGCUCGCACAUGUGCGAGUCGUUGCUGGCCGCGUCGGAGCAGCUCAACGUGGCACCAGACGCCGUGUUCAAUGAGGUCAUGCACCACGCGCUCUUUUGCGCCCAGCGCAGUGCGAAUUUCGUUGGAAGGGCCGAUAUUUUGAGCAAAGUUCACGCGUACCUCCGAUCAGCGACUGUCGAGAACCGUCCGUUUGUGUUGUAUGGUCGAGGGGGCGCCGGGAAGAGCGCGGUGGUAGCCAAGGUUGCCAUGAAGUUGACUGGCGGUGGAGGUCCGGCGGUGGCCGCGGGGUCUGGCUUGGCUGCGGUGCUGACACCGCGGCAUGACCCCGUCCUCGUACUGCGAUUUCUCGGGACCAGUUUGGACUCGACCGACAUCCGAAAGCUUCUCACGUCGAUUUGCUCCCAGAUACAUCGCAAUUACUCGACCACGCACGGCAUGUCGGCCACGAUCCCUCCAGGCUUGGACGACUUAAUCCGACAUUUUCAUGACCUCUUGGCUCUGGCAUCCGAAACGAAGCCGCUCGUGGUGAUCUUGGACUCGCUGGACCAACUUUCCAGUGCCGACAACGCCCACCACUUGACGUGGUUGCCGAUGUCGUUGCCACCGCACUGUAAACUGGUCGUGUCGGCGCUGGAUGCGGCUGACGAAGGCGGCAACUGUCUUGCAAAGCUCCGUGCCCAAACCCCCACGGACCACUUGCUCGAGUUACCCGUCAUGACAAGUGCCGACGGCCUCGACAUGAUGACGGCAUGGCUCGCCGCCAGAAACCGAGCACUGACCCCCCAUCAAUCCAGGUUUCUCGUCGAUUCCUUUGUGCAGUGUCCGCUGCCGCUGUAUUUGCACGUGGCAUUCACGCUGGCUUUGCCGUGGACUUCGUACACCCCCGUCGAUACAGCGCUUCUCCCGCCGACAAUUCCCGAUCUCCUUCGGCACUUGUUUCACAAGCUCUGCGGGGUUCACGGUCAGCUCUUGGUGCAUCACACGGCGGGGUACUUGACGCUCGCCAAGCGCGGUCUGUCGCGGUCCGAGCUCGAAGACGUGCUUAGUCUGGAUGACGACGUACUGAACGACGUGUACCAGUGGUGGGUGCCUCCCAUCCGGCGGAUUCCCAGCCUCGUUGUCACUCGACUUCUUUCCGAUCUGGACAGCUACCUCGUCACACACGCCGCGGACGGUGGCAUUCCCGUCUUGAGCUGGUACCAUCGUGAAUUCAACGUGGCGGCGCGCGCGAUUUGCCUUGGCGACGAUGCUGUGGUGACGUCCUUGUCGGCCAACUUGGCGGCCUUCUUUGCCAGCGACUAUGCCCACGUCGCCAAGCCAUUUGUCGACAAAAACGGAGUCCCGGCGGGCCGAGCCCAACGCAAAGUUGCCCCACAGGAGCUGGUCUUGCCAGGAUCGUCCCGUGGCGUCCAGUUCAACCACCGACGCGUGACCGAACUCCCGUCGGCACUCAUCGGAGCACAGGACUGGCCUCGCGUCGAGUAUGUCGUGAGUGAUGUCGAGUUCCUGCAAGCAAGCGUCGCCCUCGGUGCCAUCGCUGACACCCUGAGCGACAUUCGCCGCGCCAUUCAAGCCAUGUACGCAGCGGACGUGCCCCCGACCAUCUUGCCCCAAGUGGCGGCAUUCCUAAGCCGUGACAUGUUUACGUUGCAGCGCCACCCCUCGUCGUUUUACCAAGUCGUGAUGCGCCACCCAAAGGCUUCGUUUUUGCGUACAACGGCCGCUGCCAAGUUGACUCCGCCGCCUCAAGGGUACUUUCAAGUCGUUAGCACGGAAACGCCCGCGAGUUCGAUCAUGGCAUCGUUCAUGGUCGGGCCAGCAUCCGACGGCGCCGACAGCACAGUUGCUGUCGCCUUUAGCCCGGACAGCCUGAAAGUUGCGGCUCUUUCCGAGCCCGACUGCGGCCAGGUUGUGUACUUGACCGUGUUUGACGUGGUAUCAAACACAGUCAUGUGGACUGUGGCCGAGCCAGACGUGAAGUACGACAGUGUCACGUGGAGUGUGGACGGCACGUCGGUCAUCGUGGGCGCGUCAGCAUCUGGGGAACUCCAUCUUUUCUCGGAAGCCAUCGGUGUCCGCACGAAGGUUCUCCAUGCUGCACUCAAGAAGAAGAAGAAGCACCGAAUCACUAGCGUUGUAUGUGUAAAUGCCACGACAAUUGUGACCGCCGACCGCACGAGCCCCGAGCUGCACGUGUGGGAGAAUGGCACGAUUCAUCGCACGUUGAAGAUUCAAGGCCACGGCGAAGACGACCACAAUGAUUCCAAGAAGAUGACGCAGAUUUUGCUCAGCCCCGACCGGCAGCACAUGGGAGUUGCAUCAUACAGCGGCGCGUGCAGCAUUUGGAGCUGCGCAACAUGGCAUGAGGAAGCGACGUUCGAGGCCGCCGAAGGCGUGAAGUACGCCAGCUUGUCCAGCGACGCCACGAUGCUGGCGGUGAAUGUCGACACGUACAACGGCCAGGGUGCGCAAGUGUUUGGCAAAGCAUUCGACCACCCCAAGUCUCUCAUCAUGGAGUACCUCGACUUGUUGGGGAGUGCGAUGGAAGUGUGCGGGAUCGAGUUCCAUCCGAACCAUCCAUCCAUUCUGUACGUGUUCAACUCGAGCACGCAAGUGUAUGCGUUCGACGUUGUGUCGGAGCGCCGGCUGGCCAUCUAUGCAGCCCCCGGCCACAGUUUUGGCGGCAACAUGUCGAUGAGUUUGGACGGGACCAUGAUUGCCACGCUCGGCCAAACCAACAACGUGUUGCUGUGGAACCCAGCUUCGAAACCAGCUCCGCUUGGCGCCGCCGGCCGGGUCGAGACAAUCGCGCUGCACCCGACGGGCGACGCAGUUGCCGCCUGCCACUCGUGCGCGGAAAAGACCCGCGUCAUGGACGUCAAGAACCCGUCCAUGCUCGUGUACGAGUUUGUCAACACGAAAAACACGUCGACCGCAUGCACGCGAGUCGUGUACAACAAAGGAGCGGGCGGCGACGAGGGGCGGUAUGUAGCUGCCACCACAAACACUGGCGCGAUCUGCGUCGGUGAAGUCCACAACGACCAAGUCACUACCACGUUCUUCGACACGUUCAAGUACGACUCGAUUGACGUGGCGCUGCAUCCGUCGGGGCAGUUUGUGGCGGCGCUCGGACUGGACGACCAGUACCACGGACACUUGCGAUAUAUUCGGCGGGACGAUGGGACUGUCGUGUGGGAGAUGGCGGGCAUGGCCAAGGAGGCCGUCCGCAUGGGCGGGAUGGCCCUGCAGAUGUCGAGGACUGGCGACCUCGUGGCGUGCUUGGCAAGCCUCGAUCAGUUGUCGGUAUUUGACACGGCUGCAGGGACGAUGGCGUUCUCGAUCCGAGUCCAAGGGGGCGUUCGGUGCUACCGAUUCACGCCGUCGUUUGACAUGGUCGCAUUGUGUGCUGGACGCGGCAACUUGCAAGUGUGGCGACGAGAUGCGUUGGAAUCGCCGGUGAUCACGCUAAAACCACCCCACACAGACGCGACCAACAUCACGGGCAUUGCUGUCUUACCCGACCUCAACAUUGUGUUUUCGUGUGCGGAAGAUGGGCACUUGAUCGCGACAAGCUUGACCGACGGCGCCGUCCUUGGAGUGUACGCAAACGCCGAGCUCCAGCCGAUCCAUGGGUUUGACAUUCUUCCGUCGCGCGUGCCGCGGCUGGCCUUCGGGGAUGACCUGGGCCGCAUCGUCGUGUUGGAUUGGAAGGGCGCGACGUAGUCCGCCGUGUCGGGAUAUCCAUGCGAUGAACUUUUGCAUGAAUGCAGAGCUACACUUGCGACAUUCCGAUGGACUGGUCACUUAAUGUCAAAAUCCAAACUUCAAGUGUAUAUACACUUUGUUGGGACAGAGAGUGGGCGGGAUCCAUGGAGGAUGCGCUUGGUUCGAUGGCUGGACGGCCUUUUGCGACGUUCAGCCCUGGUACCGCCGACACAGGCGUGCCACUAGCAAUACGUUAGAGAUCUCGCACGGCACGUUCUUGGACGCCAG